Lottia gigantea (owl limpet) is the source of this 1177-nucleotide messenger RNA. RefSeq lists its product as hypothetical. Bases 95 to 1177 code for a protein of 360 amino acids. The record is from RefSeq and is a predicted model, not a curated record. NCBI's taxonomy places the organism in Eukaryota, Metazoa, Mollusca, Gastropoda, Lottiidae. The transcript has 5 exons.
CUUGUUGGCAACUAAUGGUAAAAGGAAAGGUGAAAGUUCUGUGCGAUUAGUUUAAAACUAAAGGGAUUAGUGGAUUGAUCUGUAAAGUGUCAUUAUGUAUGCUUCACGAAAUCCCGUUACGUCUGAAAUUAACACUGUUAAAUCAGAUAUUAAAGAUAUUUUGCAAAGUGGAAACUAUUAUUGUACUGAAGAAAUAGCCAACGAGUUGACCAAGAUCAACAAUGGAUUAGAUCACAUAAAUUUAGAUGAUAAUAUCUUGACCACUUCACGUACUUGGCAGAAUAAUUUCGACCCCAGACAGACGAUGGCUCAUCGAAACAAUUUGGUAUCAACUAUGGAUAAAACUAGUGCUAUGCUGUUUGAUUUAAAAUCUCAACUGAAUAUGGAUAAAUUAAAAGAUAAACAAGAGAAUGAAUUAAGAGAGAAACAUGAAUGGGCUUUAAAUAAUUUAGAUCAAGUUCAACAGAAUAUAGAUCCUUUUGCUGCUACAGCUGCCAAUAGAAUACAUCAGUUUAGUGACCAUAUUGGAGUGACCGAUAGAUUUACUAAUUAUAGAAAUAAUAAAAUGAGAGUACCACAACCAACUCGUACCCAAACACAACAAAUGAUGAGACUUGAAAGAGCUAGAACUUCAAUCGGUACUCCACUAGCUGACUUACGUACUAAAAGAUAUGGUACCAUGGGCUCCAGAAUACAGUACGGUGAUUUUAAACCACCAGAGAAAGUCUACAAAGGCUACAGAACCAUUGAUAGUUUAUAUCCUAGAUCUACUACAAUGAUAAAACCUGGUGUUACAGCUCAACCAUCAUUCACACAAACAUUGAGUGACAUUAAAACCAUCAAUAGUCUCAAUGCCAUGGAUCAGACCAAGACCAAGGAGAUGAAGUCUCAACAGCUGUUGACUGCUUCACUGACCAAUACCAAAUCUGCCGCCGAGAGAGCUGGAAUUAAUGUCAUCUUUCCUGGAACUACUUUGUAUUCUGAUGAAUACAUUCCACCCAAUCUAAAUUUGCCAACAAGUCAUUUUGUGAUUAACCCACGUCCAAACUUUGUAGUUGAUGGUCGCACAUUGGGCAGAUCUGAAAUUCUUCCCCCUACCUCCUCAGAGUACCAGUCUAGAUAUGCCUGGCCUCAGGGAAGUCAGAUGAGAAAAUUGCCAUGGCUAAAUGUACAUUGA